Molecule: messenger RNA, 4752 nt
Organism: Brassica rapa (field mustard)
Lineage: Eukaryota; Viridiplantae; Streptophyta; Magnoliopsida; Brassicales; Brassicaceae
Product: topless-related protein 4
Biological process (GO): regulation of DNA-templated transcription
Molecular function (GO): protein binding
Source: RefSeq, a predicted model, not a curated record
GUUAUGAGCCCAGCCCACUAUAUCCAGGCCCACUUCGGAGAAACGGUGAUGAGUAUUCAAGUUUUUCAACGGAAGGUGAAGAAAAAGAGUCCAUCGUUCCGUCUUUGCUCCAAUCACAAUCAAUGGGAGAAGUGGCUUCGCAGAUUCCGGCGAGUUUCGGCCACGAGCUCAGGGCUCGUCUUCGAUGCCGCCUCGUCAAAACCUACGAUCAGAUUAUGGAUUCUGGGUGCGAGAAUCGUCAUUUCUUCAAGGGAGAAGAGGUUCCUGAGCUUAUCGUCGAUGUUACCACCCUUAACUUCAACGGAUCGUCACCCACAACAGCAACCGAAGAGGAAACUAAAACGAACUCUCUCUACUACUCGCUCUUGCUCUUGCUCGCGUUCCCAGAUUCUUCGAUCGGCGAAACCUUUAGUCAUCUAAAUCUCCGCAGAGCUGCUCUGCAGCAAUGGCUACUCUCGAGAAGGAUCUUAUGUUCUUGAUUCUUCAAUUUCUCGAUGAAAAGAAACACAAGGAACUUGUUCACAGAUUGGAAUCGGAGUCAGGUUGUUACUUCAACAUGCGUUACUUUGAAGAACUUGUGGCUCAAGGCAAGUGGGACGAAAUGGAGAAGUAUCUCUUUGGGUUCACCAAGAUUGGGGAUAACCAACAGUCCAUGAUGAUCUUCUUUGAAAUCCGAAAGCAUAAGUAUCUCGAAGCAUUAGAUAAGCGUGAUCAUGCUAAAGCCUUGGACAUAUUACGAAAGGAUUUGAAGGUGUUUGAAUUAGAAACUUAUAAUAAAGAUCUCUUCAAGGAAAUGUCCCUGCUUUUGACAAUGGAUGACUUUAGAGCCAAUCCGAAAAUCUCCACGUACGGGGAUACAACGUCGGAAAGGGGUAAUUUGUUCCGUGGAAUAGAAAAACUGAUAGUGGCUAAUCCACUUCUCCGCGACAAACUUCAGUUUCCUGUUUUGGGGACUUCAAGGCUGCGUACUCUAAUCGGGCAAAGUUUAAAGUGGCAGCAUCAUCUAUGUAAGAAUCCUAUGCCAAAUCCUGACAUCGACACUCUGUUUGUGGACCACACUUGCGACCAACCGAUUGCUGUAAGUGCCGAGUGAUUAUGUUCUCUUUACUACUCUAUGGAAAUACGUUUGUUUUAUGCUCAAGUUUGUUUUCUGGACAGAUAUUUAAAGCCUGUUCCAAGUUCAAGAAUCUCACCUGCUCUUUCAGAAUGGACAGAUACUUAUGCAUCUUCAGGUCCUAUAGGCUGGGGUUCCCCAAACAACCCAGCUGCUAUUUUAAUGGGCCCUCAGACUCCUUUUGGUCAUAUGGGAUAUCAAACUGCUGAUUCUAACAAUCCUUUGAAGAGGUCAAGGCCGUCUGGAACGUCACAGGAGGUGGGUAAUAUUUCGCCAGUUCCAUAUUCUGGCCAGCCCCAUGGACGUAAUACAAUAUCACUUGAUGAGUUUCCCAAGGUAGUUGUUACAACUCUUGCUCAGGGUUCACCUGUCACGAGCAUGGACUUCCAUCCAUUUCAGCAAAUUUUACUACUGGUUGGUACAAUUGGUGGUGAUGUUUUCCUGUGGGACGUGGUUGCUCGUCAAAUGAUUUCGGAGAAGGGAUUUGAAGUCUGGAAGCUUUAUGCUUGUUCAGACGAAUUGCAGGCAUCUUUUAACGAUGAUGAGAGGGCGUCGGUAAAUCAUGUGGCAUGGAGUCCUGACGGAUCUCUAAUUGGCGUGGCAUACUCAAAAAACAUCGUGCAUAUAUAUUCCUUUGAUGGGGGCAAUGACAUACGCAAUCAUCUGGAGAUUGAAGCUCAUACAGGAAGUGUUAACCAUCUUGCCUUUUCAUAUCCUAACGAACAACUAUCUGUUGUUACUUGUGGCGAUGACAGACUCAUUAAGGUUUGGGAUGCUUUUACUGGGGCUAGACGGUUUACUUUUGAGGGCCAUGAAGCUCCUGUGCUCUCUGUUUGUCCCGACCAGAAGAAAAUUAUUCAGGUUAUCUUGUCAACAGCAACUGAUGGAAAAAUAAAAGGUUGGUCUUAUGAUGAUGUGGGUGCGAGUGUUACCUAUGACGCACCUGGCCAUUCUUCGACCAGAAUGGCAUUCAGCAGUGAUAGAGCAAGGUUGUUUUCCUGUGGUACAAACAAAGAAGGAGAGUCAUUCUUAGUCGAGUGGAAGGACGGUAAAGGCUCCAUAAAAAGAACAUAUCAAGGCCUUGGACAACGUGCUGUAGGGAUUGUACAAUUUGACACAACCAAGAAUAGAUUCUUAGCUGCUGGCGAUGAGUCGACUAUCAAAAUUUGGGACAUGAACAACACAAAUCUUUUGAAAACUAUUCAUGCAGAUGGUGGAUUACCGGCUUCUCCUUGUGUUAGAUUUAAUAAGGAAGGAACACUUUUAGCUGUCUCAACCAGUAACCAUGGUGUUAGAAUUCUCGCUACUGAUGAUGGAUUAAAGUUUCUGAAAACAGCAGAAAAUCGCACGCUUGUCACUAAGGUUCCUGGAGGUGGAGGUGGUGGUUUUGGUUCUUCAAGUGCAAAUGCAGGAAUAACUAUGGCAGAUCAAUCUACCUCUUGUGCAGCUAUGAAGAAAAAUGAAGUGCGAACUCUGCCUCUUGGGAAGCCCAGAACCUCUAAUGUUUCAAAUGAAGGAUCUACAACCUGGAAAGUUACAGAGAUUACAGAGCCAUCUCAGUGCUAUUCCUUGAUCCUCCCCGACAAAGUGACAGACACGAAGGUUUCCAGAUUAAUAUACACAAAUUCUGGCUCUGGAGUAUUAGCCUUGGCAUCUAAUGCAGAGCACAAGUUGUGGAAAUGGCAGAAGAGCGAUCCUAAUUUGGAUGGAAAGGCAACGACUAAUGCACAUCCAGUAUUAUGGAGACCUAACAGUGGGAUUAUUAUGAUCAAUAAGACAAGUGAUACAAACCCGGAAGAGGCUAUUCCUUGUCUUGCCCUCUCAAAGAAUGACUCCUACCUUGUGUCAGCUUCAGGGAGGGAAAUCUCUUUGUUCAAGAUGGCGACCUUCGAGACUGCAGCGACGUACAUGUCUCCACCGCCUGCAGCAACAUUCCUUGCGUUUCUUCCUUCAGACUAUAAUAUCAUUGGCAUUGGCUUCAAGGAUUCAUCUAUCCGAAUCUACAAUCUUCAAACUGACGAGGGGAAAGCCAUAUUAUUGAAUGGUCAUACGAAAAGAAUAACAGGGCUUGCUUUCUCACUGGCUCUGAACAUUCUAGUUUCUUCGGGUGCUGAUUCACAGGUGUGCGUUUGGAGCAUGGCUGGAUGGGAGAAGCGAAGUAGUAUGUAUUUGAAUGCUCCAAAAGGAAGAUCAAUGCCGGCUGUCUCAGAUACUCGCGUGCAGUUCCAUCAAAAUGAGAUUCAUCUGUUGGUUGUCAAUGAAACGCAAAUAGCCAUUUACGAUGCUCAAAAACUUGAUUGCUUGAACACGUGGUUUCUACGCGAAGCGACUGGUCGAAGAAUCACAUCAGGUACAUAUUCAGGUGAUAGCAAGUCAAUCUUCGUGAGCUUUGAAGACGGUACUGUCAAUGUCCUCACUGCGUCAAAUCUCAGACUGAGAUGUCGGAUUAAUCCAACAGCUUACUUGCCUUCGAACCCAAGCUUAAGAGUACUAGUGAUCGCAGCUCAUCCAUCGGAGAGUGACCAGUUUGCAGUAGGGCUCAGUAAUGGGCAUGUCUGUGUGGUUGAACCAUCGGAAUCAGAAGGAAGAUGGGGAACCUCGCCUCCAGGCUCCACCUGACAACUUUUAAAGUUUUUGUAUAGUCUUUUUGCUUUGUACAGAUGCGUUGUCUUUUUGAUUUUAACUCAAAAGAUCGCAAACCUUAGUUUUUUUUUUUGUUUGGGUAUAUAAUUGAAUAUAAUACAAAACCCCAAGUAAAUACCUAAAAGCAUCACAAACCUGACUUGUUCUGCCUUCUCAGCAUAUGACACGAUGGUUCCUUCCUGGUAUACCAUAUGAAUCUGAAGGCAUCUUAACAACAACCACAAUGCUCAACCAGUUUCUUGCUUCCUCCCAAGUCCUCCUAACUAGGGACUCAAUAAAGCCCAAUAUUAGAGACCAUGUUAUGGGCCUGGAUCACUAUGUUCAGGCCCACUUCGGAGAAACGGGUGAUGAGUAUUUAAGUUUUUAAACGGAAGUGUAAAAAACAUCGUUCCGUCGUGUGCUCGAAUGAGAAUGGGAGAGGUGGCUGCGCAGAUUCCGACGAGUUUCGGCCACGAGCUCAGGGCUUGUCUUCGUUGCCGUCUCGUCAAGACCUACGAUCAGUUUAGGGAUUCGGGGUGCGAGAAUUGCCCAUUCUUCAAGAUAGAGGAGGAUCCUGAGCGUAUCGUCGAUGUUACCACCCCUAAUUUCAACGGUACAAUCUCUAUGAUGGAUCCACGCAGAAGUUGGGCGGCGAGAUGGUUAAGAAUUGGUAAAUUUGCUCCUGGUUGCUACGCUCUUGCUGUCUCAGAGACACUCUCAGAGGACAUGCAGUCACUAUGCCAAGAAGAGCGAGUUCAGUACAUUCCGCCAAAACGCAUUUGAAGCCCUUUUCAUCAACUGUCUUCAUGUGGACAUCAGCUUCAAGAAGCCUGUGUGUGUGAAUCCAUGGAGGCUAUCAACGGAAGUAGUUUAGUUUAACUAUGUUUCAUGAUUUCAUAUCUUUGUUUUGCCAACAAAAGAACAUCUUUUGUUACUGUUACUCAUUUGACAACCUCCGGAAAACAAUAUCACUAAAAAACAAAUUGGAUAUAAAAAGAAUAUUCUUUUUAUAUAAA